AUGACUGCCCGAUUUAUGAAACUAUGCAAUCCUGGGAGAUUAUUAGUGCCUCUUUUUGUGCUGAGCUUUGUAGCAGCCGUAACAAUUUUGUCUCUUUUUUGGGGAUUUUCUUCGGGGCGAUACUAUCUAUCAGAAAUGCAACCCAAAAGUCCAAGUUUGGGAAAUCCGAUGACAAAUAGUUCCUUUUACUUAGUUGUUGAUAACAAUGCGAGUAAAUUCGGACAGGAGGGUGCAGUUCAUCAAGAAAGAAAUGGAAAGGAUGUCAUUCUUAGUAAGGGUUUUGCAUUCAAAAGAAAUUCUAGUAGUGUAGAGGGCAGAACAAAGCUAUUUUAUAUCUUGCACAACAGUACUACUCAGGACAGUGACCAGAAGCAUCUUGCUAGCUCAAAUGUGAAGUACAACAGCAGUGCAAAUGUUUCUAAAAAUAUUUCGAUUGUAGCUAGUCGGCCUAGACCGAUUCCCAUGAGUAGAGUACGGACUUCGAGUAUCAAAUCGAGUACUUCUGCAUCCAUAAGAAACUCUCGGAAGAAAAAAUCUAAGCAGGUUGUGUUAAAGGGUAAUUUGAAGAAUGACAAUUUCAACAUCGAAAAAUAUUUAAGAAGGAUGAGGAGGGUUAAGUUGGUUACAUUGUCUGAGAUGACAUCCAUGUUGCUUAGUGGUCCCAAGUAUUCCGAGUUAGUGAGGCAGGAAUGGUCAACAGUACGUGAUAAUGAGCUUCGCUAUGCUAGCUCACAGAUUAAGAAUGCCCCUGUUUUAAGAAAUGUUGCAGACUUGCAUGCUCCUCUUUUUCGGAAUGUCUCUGUGUUCAAAAGGAGCUAUGACUUGAUGGAACAUUUACUCAAAAUUUAUAUAUACAAAGAAGGGGAGAAGCCCAUAUUUCACCAACCAGGGCUAACAGGAAUUUAUGCAGGUGAAGGGUGGUUUAUGAAACUCAUAGCGAGAAGUAAACGCUUUGUAGUGGAGGACCCCGAGAAUGCUCAUCUAUAUUACUUACCCUUUAGUUCCACAACACUGCGCUGGACCUUAUAUGAUGAUAAGACACAUAAUGUCAGAAACCUGGAGAAUUUUCUUAGAGAUUAUGUGGAUUUGAUCAAGAAUAAAUACAGCUAUUGGAAUGCUACUAAGGGUGCAGAUCAUUUUUUUGUUGCUUGCCAUGAUUGGGCUUUGCGUAUAACGAGGAAGCAUAUGAGCAGCUGUAUCGGAGCUUUGUGCAAUGCCAAUGUUGCAAGAGGAUUUACCAUAAGCAAGGAUGUUAGUCUACCUGUAACAUUUAUUCACAAUGAAGAUGACCCUUCAAUAGAAUUUGGAGGAAAACCACCUUCAGAGAGAGAGAUACUAGCCUUCUUUGCUGGGAAAAUGCACGGUUAUCUCCGACCAUUAUUGCUGAAGUAUUGGGAGAAUGAGGCAUCAGACAUGAAGAUCUCUGGCCCGAUGCCCAGUAAUAUUGAAGGAGAAGCGACCUACAACGAGUACAUGAAGAGCAGCAAGUAUUGCAUUUGUGCCAGGGGGUACCAAGUCCACAGCCCUAGGGUGGUCGAGUCUAUUUUGUACGAGUGUGUUCCGGUGAUUAUUGCUGACAAUUAUGUGCCCCCUUUUUUCGAGGUGCUAGAUUGGGAGGCAUUUGCUGUUUUUGUGCAGGAGAAAGACAUCCCGAAUCUGAGGAACAUCCUACUUGCUAUCUCAGAAGACAGGUACCUUGAUAUGCACUAUAGAUUGAAAUUGGUGAAAAGGCAUUUCAUUUGGAAUAAAACUCCAAAGAAGUAUGACUUGUUUCACAUGAUCCUUCACUCACUUUGGUCUAGCCGGGUUUCUCGGAUGAAGCCCUUGUAGGAAGAAAAAUUUAGUUGUUUAAAGUUAGUUGAUUAAAUAAGAGGGGUUUGGUUGGCCUCAUAGCAAGUACAGUUACAAUAAAUGGCACUCAUAGAUUAAGGUGGAAAAAAUAUAGUUGGCUUAAUGUUGCUCUUGUUGGAUGCCUUGGUGGUGUGAUCAUGAGCCAUGGAACCAAUAUAUUUGACUCUGGGACAUCAACUCUACAAGCGACAAGAACCGGUGGUAAAAAUCUAGACCACUUCAUAAACUGUUAGUUUGUUGUUUUGAACUUACAAGAGAUUGCACUUCUUUCGAAUUUGUGAAGCGAAUUGCGAAAUCAAGCCAUCUGCUGUUAUACGCUAUACAACAAUUUCUCUAUAGAUGCGAGUGUUCCUGAUAACUUGUUUGUCUGAGCAUAUAACUCAAAGAGCAAUAGCUCGGAUAUUGUGAAAUUGUCCUUUCGAAAUCUUUACCUGUAAUGUUCAAUCCUGUUAAUUGCUUUAAGAAUAUGGCAAAAAUGGGCUCAUUUUAACAGAUUGUUCCUUAUUGUUGUUAUCUUCA
Beta vulgaris subsp. vulgaris (sugar beet) is the source of this 2370-nucleotide messenger RNA. RefSeq names its product probable glycosyltransferase At5g03795. Lineage: Eukaryota; Viridiplantae; Streptophyta; Magnoliopsida; Caryophyllales; Amaranthaceae. The coding region runs from base 1 to 1830 and encodes 609 amino acids. The record is from RefSeq and is a predicted model, not a curated record. The transcript has 4 exons. Gene Ontology annotation, molecular function: glycosyltransferase activity.